AUGGUACCGGUACUGACGGAUCGUUCUAUAAUUGAAAGACAUGUUAUGCAACUGGGUCUACCUUAUAAUGACUUUUGUCGAGGUUGUGGUUCUGCAGAUAAGGAGGAAAUUGAACGUUACAAAACCGACAUAAAUCUGGCGAUACAAUUGCUGCAGUGCAAACCCGACAGUUUUAUGCCACAAAAGGUGUCCUCGCUUCCCAUCGAUAUACAAUCAAAGGUUUCGGCUUAUAUGCGUCUGGAGACCAAUUCACAUUCCGAUUCGGAGGGCAGCACUAGUGGUGUUGGUGUUGCAACCUCUGCUUCCUACAAAGUACUUCCAGCCUCUGAUUCACCGCCACCAGCACCAUGCCCCUUUCCACCUACUGCAAUGGUAUACUCAAUGAGGGGCCUUGGUAAGUAUGCUAAAAAUAAUGUUAAUAAUAUUACCAACAACAACAAUAAUAGCACUUCAAAGGAAAAUAGCAACACUAAUAGCAAUAAUAACAAUAUCAAUAACAAUACAAGCAAUAUAUGCAAUUCCAAUACAUCACUAAACAACAAUAGCAGCACAAAUGGUCACAAUAAUGAUCCUGAUAUGAUUUCACCAGUGCUGAUGGCCAAAUUCCUAGAGGACGAAUUAAAGGCAAGCGAGGUAAAACAUUGCGACACCUGCCAGUGUGCUAAGCAGGACUUAACUGUCUUGGCUGAUGUGUCACGUUCAUAUACAGUUAGCACACAGACGCCUUUUGCUCAUAGUGGCAACUUGAAUGAACCACUGACACAAUUGUGUUUGCGCUGCAAUAGCAAUCUCAACUCACCCUCCCGCACCAAUAGUCCAUAUCUUAUGAAACUAGUCAAGUCCAGCGAUUCUGUGAUAUCGGAAACCAAAAGCUCCGUGUCAGAUUUAAAUGAUAUGGAUAAACUAUUUCUGCCGGCCAAGAAGGAUGAUCUCAUGGUUAAUCCCAUUUUGGGUCAUCACAGACUAUGCGAACGCACUAAUGGUAGUGGAGCAAUUAGUCAACAAAAUGGUGCUUUAGUUACUAAUAGUAAGUUGUCUUCAAUGUUGUAUACUAGCUCACAGCUUGAUGCGUAUGCAGCUGAAAAGUACUUAAUGGAAGUCACAAGUUUAGCUGGGGUUAAAAAUGGCUAUCAGCGCAGAUUUCUCGAAGGAGGCGGUACAGCUUUAGAACUGCUAGGUAAAUAUGAACCAACUAAUGCAAUUAAACAGGAGAAUUUAAAUGAAAUCAAUGGCAAUGAUGAAUUAGAGGAUGAAGCGAAACCAUUGUUAAGUGCAGUAUCACAAACGAAUUUAUUGGAAACCGAGAAACCACAAAAGGUUGACGUCAGUGAUAUUAAUAAUGAGCUUAUAAAAACACCCGCAAGCUCGUGCAGUGCGGCUAACGUGAAGAAUAAUCUAUUGAGAACGACCAUAUCUGGUAGCGUGAAUAGUUUAUGGAGUAAAACGAGUAGCUGUGAAGGUGCGAAGAUGUUUGAGAAUUUUAAUAGAAAUUUAAUCAAAACAAUUAAGGCUGAAAAUCCAAAGUAUCGUGGACCACGUUUAUGUGCUAUGCGCAUACAACAGAAUGGACAAAGCAAUAUAUUGCUGGACAACAUAGAAUCAAUGGAAGCGGUUACACCGAUUAUAUAUAGAAGACGUGAGCGUCUCUUAGACGAAGAGUUAGAUGAUACGAAAGAUAUAAUCACUUCAAACUCUACUAGAUGCUUACCAAAUGUAGAUAAGUUAGAUUUAAUAGAAAGUGUAGAGAAAUGUAGCAAUAGUGGAACUGGUGAAAUUUUAGAUCCGAUAUGUGCACUAAGUGUAACUAAUGAUCUCAGCACAAGUGAAUGUAAGGCAAUCAUGUGCAAUAAUAAUGAGGUUAUACAUGUAGCUGGCUGCAAUGGAGAAACUAAAGGCGGUGGUUUACUUGAUGAAAUCAAUUCUCCUAGCUUAAUAGUAACAAAUGUAGAUUCUCAAAUUGAACAAAAGACUGGUAAAACUGAUAUAGAAAUGUAUAAAGAUAUAAAAUCAAACUUAUCGACUGACAAAUGUGCUGAACUUAAGCAAGAAAUAGGACUCGCAAAUCUAGUGGAUUUGACAAGUGAACUACAACAACAAUUGGAUAAAACUUCUUCAAGUUUCGAAAUAUUGCAAAAUGAACCUAGUUCAAAAAAUUCCUUAAAUUCAAAAUCUUGCACACAAUCCAGUUCGGUAAGUGAUGUUAUAGAUUUUCAAGAGAGUGUUAUAUUACGUAGACAGCAAUUGAGCCGUGUAGCCGAAUGGGUACAGAAUAAUACACAACAAUUAGAACAGCAGCAACAAGUGAUAAAUGCUAUGAAUCAUUGUGAUUCUUCAGGUACAGAUCGUCAGUCCUCAUUCUCUACCAUUGAUCAAUUAGAUUCUGUUUCUAUGGAAAAGUUAUCAAUGGACUCUGGUUAUAAGACUACACCGCAACCACAAACUAAUGGUUAUUCAGAUAAUCAACAAGAUGAAACAAAUAAAUCAACUGAAGAUUCAUUAUCACCCAAAACUGAACCAGUUAAUAAUCAUACGAAUAUUAAUAAUAAUAUUAAUAAAAUGCAACAAACACCGCCAUUACAAUAUCAACAACAACAACAACAGCAACAACAACCACUUAUUAAUACUGCGCAUACAUUUUAUCGACGCACAACACGAUCGGGUCUUCCAGUUGCAUAUACUACAUCUGAUCUCAUUACGCAUAACGGCAGUACUUGCAACAGUAACACUCCAACUCUGCCAGAGCAGCCAACGUGUGAUAUAUUAAAUUAUAAAUAUUAUCCCAGUGAAACGGAUAAGACACGUGCCAUUAAAGCGGAAUUGCACACCACCACGCAGAAUGUGGACAUAGCACAAAUGGAAUAUAAUGUCAAACAAUUUUUGCUCAAACAGAAUGAAUGGUCUAUGCACUGUUCCCGCACAAAUAAUAGUAAUAGUACCGGUACUAUUGUCUCGACAGGUAGUCAAUUGCACAGCAAUGGAAAUAUCGGUUUAGCGACAACACAGAAACUACAAACUACAGGUAAAAACUUAAGGCAUAUGAAAUUAUUUAGCGGUGCCGGAAUCGGUCCAGGUGUUGGAGAACGUGUACGUGUGACAACAACAACUACGCCGGCUCUAAACGCUAAUCAAGUCAUAGCAACAACAAUCACAGCGCCGAGUAGUGCUACUACAGGAAAUAAACCCGUGGUACACACAAUACCACAAAGAACUGAAACGAAUUUAUAAGUAGCAAAAUAUUUGUUAAUUAAUUGCUUAAAUAGAUAAAAAAUAUAUUAUAUAUAUUGUACUUUUAGCAUAGUUGAGAGCAUGAAUGUGGAUAAUAUAGACCUUCAGAUAUUCUAAAACCAAACAUAUUUACUUGUAAUU
Molecule: messenger RNA, 3366 nt
Organism: Teleopsis dalmanni
Lineage: Eukaryota; Metazoa; Arthropoda; Insecta; Diptera; Diopsidae
Exons: 5
Coding region: 1-3225 (1074 amino acids)
Source: RefSeq, a predicted model, not a curated record